GGAAAGGAUUCUGAAAGAAAUGAAGGACACCAUCAGAAAUGAAGUCAGUAGCCUCAUGGCCUUCUGUUGACUGGACUGGCGUCUUGCCCUUGCAAGACACGCUGCAGGAUGUCUGCUGAGGUCAUCCAUCAGAUUGAAGAGGCGCUCGAUGAAGAUGAGAGGGAGAUGCUUCUCUUUCUGUGCCGAGAUGUUGUUGCAGAUGUGUCUGCAUUUAACGUCAGGGACCUUUUGGACAGUUUAAUUGAAAGAGGAAAGCUGACUGCCAUGGGCCUGGCUGAGCUGCUCUACAGAGUGAGGCGGUUUGACCUGCUCAAGCGGAUCUUGAAGAUGGACAAAAGGACAGUGGAGGCCCACCUGCUCAAUCACCCGCAUCUUGUUUCAGACUACAGGGUGCUGAUGACUGAGAUUGGUGAACAUUUGGAUAAAUCUGAUAUGUCCUCAUUAAUUUUUCUCAUGAAGGAUUAUAUGGGCCGAGGCAAGACAGCCAAGGAUAAGAGCUUCUUGGAUCUUGUGAUGGAACUGGAGAAGCUAAAUUUGGUUGCUCCAGAUCAAUUGGAAUUGUUAGAAAAAUGUCUGAAGAACAUCCACAGAAUAGACCUGAAGACAAAAAUCCAGAAAUACAAGCAAUCUGAUCUGAUGACUUCAUCACCCCACGCCCAUGACCAAAGAGUCUUGGCCUUCUCCAACACACCACCAGGCAGUUCUUAACAUUCCCACCUUCAAGAAAGAGUUUGCACCCCCAUUUCUGUACCUGGUGGAGGUGCUGUGGACAUUCAGGGCUUUUGAGGAUAUGCCCUGCUGCCUUGCUCCAGUGUUUGGCCUGAUCACCAUCCAACUCUGGGUGGGAUCUCGUCACUGGGGACCCAUGGGUGCCCUGCAUAUGUUCUGAGUUUCACAAAAUCUUCUCAUGAAAAAGGGCAUCUGUUCUGCUGAAAACCCCUCCCUGGGUAAAGGGGACCAGACUCACACUGGCCUUCUCUGGCAUGUCCCCCACCCCACGGUCUUUUAGACUCAGCCUCAGCUUGGGGCCUGUUAGCAGUCUACUGCCCCCAGAGUCACAGCCUGAAGGACAUGGCUGAGACCCAGUGAUCUAUAGAAUACCCCCCCCCACACACACACCUCCUACUCGACCCCAAAUGACUGAAAAAAGGUCAAGUACAAGAGUAGCAUUUUUAGUCCUUUCUUAAUGAUGCUGGUGGAAGAAGAGGCAUCUGAUCUGAUAUUUUGAAUUAAGUAAGGUGGCUGGGGAGCUGAGGGUGUUUUGAAAGAUGAUGAUGAUUGACCUUGGACUGAGCCAUUGUUGAAGAUUCAUUUAAUAAUAAUUGGUAAACCGUAACUCUCUUCUGCUUACAGCUCAAGGAGCAGAAACAAGUUAUGUAAAUGGCCUCCAGGCAUCUCUCCCAAACUUGAGUCUUAAGGAUCCUCCACAUAAUAACUUAAGGGUGAGUCUGGAGCAAAUGCGUGGAAUCACAGCAUGAAAAAGCUUCAGAGAUUUCAUGAAAAAAAACAACACAUAUU
Molecule: messenger RNA, 1518 nt
Organism: Eptesicus fuscus (big brown bat)
Lineage: Eukaryota; Metazoa; Chordata; Mammalia; Chiroptera; Vespertilionidae
Product: CASP8 and FADD-like apoptosis regulator
Exons: 4
Coding region: 109-708 (199 amino acids)
Biological process (GO): negative regulation of extrinsic apoptotic signaling pathway via death domain receptors
Molecular function (GO): protein binding
Source: RefSeq, a predicted model, not a curated record